Molecule: messenger RNA, 1851 nt
Organism: Iphiclides podalirius (scarce swallowtail)
Lineage: Eukaryota; Metazoa; Arthropoda; Insecta; Lepidoptera; Papilionidae
Source: the annotation of a GenBank genome assembly
AUGUUCAAUCCACUAUCCGAACCCAAGAUGAUGCGAGACAUUCACGACGAUGCUGGGACAGGAGCAAGCGGCGCGAUGGAGGAAAACGAGGGCGGAGGGAGUGGGGGUGCCGAGGCCGAUAUGGACGAUUGCGGCUCACUUGCACUUCCUCCAGAUUUACCACCAUAUUCAGGCGAUUACAUCAUCAGUGAUUACAUGGAACGCCUCGGUACUCGCCUUAACAUACUCGAAACGGAACUUAAAUACGCUUGGCGCGCAUUGGAUUUACUCAGUCAAGAGUAUGUUAGGAUGUGGGAAAGAUUGGAAAGAUUGGAAGCACUACUUGCCGACCAACAGGGUGUUAUAUCGACUUUACUUGAUUUUUAUACGUGUCGUUCUGUCACGUCGAGAGACUCCAUGACAAGACUAGAAGUUAUCAGGGAAAUUCUAGGUAACGGCACUGUUGAAGAUGGUAUUGAAGAAGGAUUAGACAUAGGGCGAUCUGUGUUAAUCAAUCCACAAGAUGAAGUCAUGGAAUCUGAUGAAGCAUUUUAUAAGAGUUUAAAUCAAGCUUACCGCGAUGACCUAGUUUGUGAAGAAUCAUCCAUUCCUAAUUCUCAACUUGAUAUGAUUUGGGAAGCACCAGAGGAACCCGACAUAGAAUUGAUGCCUACUACAUCGCGGCAAUUAUAUAGUGCAAACGAUUAUAAAGAUUACUGUGGCCUACAAGGUGGACCUGGUAUUAGUGAAAGGGAUUUGGUUCAUUUAUCUACUUUAAGUACAUUAGAUCAAAUCACUGUAGACAAAUUACAUGAAUUAGAUAGGUUGACAACCCAAUUACACAAAGGUUCGAGAGAGUUAAAAGACUUGAAAAGUAGACUUCUUAGCCCUGAAACCAAAAUGAAAUCAAAACAUGAUCCAGAUAUUGAAGCAAAAACCUUAGUUGAAGACGGAAACAUCAUUAAUGAACAAUUGAAAAAUAUAUAUUCGGGUGGAGAGAACUGGGGUAUUAGCGAUAUGAUGAAAAGUUUCGAUGAUUUCGUUUUAACCGUACCUAAAGAUUCAAUUUCAAGGGACAAAUCACCAUCUAGGUUGUCACUUAGCGAUAGCACAUCAGAAAGGCAGCUAGAAUACUUGCCAACAAAUCUUUCGCCUCGGCGCAAAUUUGUACCGGAAAGAACAACAACAGAACCGUACACUACUGUAACAGGUCGAUUAGCUUACAGUUCUGCGGUAGCUAAUGCUGAAAUAAAUGCUGCAAAGUCAUCUAAGUCUCCUAGUGCUAUAUCAAGGGAACGAUUUGAUUAUAGUUCUAACUACCCUCUGACAGAUGCAUCUAGACAAAGUUACUAUUCUUCGAAAUCGACUCCACAAGGCUUUGAAGAAGUAUACAAAACUGUUUCCGAGCAGCCCUCACCAAUAUCUGUUCAUAAUGUAUACGAAGAUCCUAUUGACAACAGGUUGGAUUUGAGUUUUGAAGACGCCAGAUUACAAAAAUCUCCAAGCCCUCCACCACCAGCUCCACCGAAUGGAGUUGAAAUAUUUCCCUCAAUUGAUAAUAAUAAUGAUUUACUUUCACGUCAAACAAUGUUAUCAACUGGAUCAGUUGCAAUAGAUAGUAUGCGCUUAAGUCCUCGUUCACCAAAAUCUCCAAAAACUUCACCUAAAUUCCUAAAAAGAGAUACCACAAACAUAGUUGCAGCAAAGUCUGAUUCUGGAUUAUCGUCCAUGAGUGGUUGGUCAAGCCUUGAAAAAAGUCCAGGUUCUCCUAAAACAUCUAGGUUAUCUCAUGCAAAUUACGAAGGUCAUAAGCUACGAAUGUCUUCUCCACAAGCUAUUCAAAAAGUAGCAUACGAAAUAGAUUCAAAACCU